ACGUUUGUCUUUUGGCGUACGUUCGUUGAGUACAGAAGGAGUAGCGUGUCCUAUUGUGCGUAGCUCAAGCAAAAGUAGUGAGAAGGGGAAUGUCGGCUUGUGAAUGAUCGGUUUUUGAGACGGCAGGGAGCGUCAACACUAUGGCUCAACAAAAGAAUCUGGAAGGAUAUGUUGGCUUUGCAAGCCUCCCCAACCAAGUGUACAGAAAAUCUGUCAAGAGGGGCUUUGAAUUCACCCUGAUGGUUGUGGGUGAGUCAGGUUUGGGCAAAUCCACGUUGAUCAACUCUCUGUUCUUAACAGACCUGUAUUCAGCAGAAUAUCCUGGACCUUCACAUCGAAUCAAAAAAACUGUACAGGUGGAGCAGUCCAAAGUUUUAGUAAAAGAAGGUGGUGUCCAGCUGCUGCUCACAAUAGUGGACACCCCAGGGUUUGGAGAUGCUGUUGACAACAGCAACUGCUGGCAGCCAAUCAUCGACCACAUAGACAGCAAGUUUGAAGACUACCUGAACUCAGAAUCACGAGUGAAUAGAAGACAGAUGCCUGACAGCAGAAUCCAUUGCUGCCUGUACUUCAUUGCCCCCUCUGGACAUGGACUAAAGCCCCUGGACAUUGAGUUCAUGAAGCGGUUGCAUGAGAAAGUCAAUGUCAUCCCGCUGAUCGCUAAAGCAGACACCCUCACCCCAGAGGAAUGCCAGCAGUUCAAGAAGCAGAUCAUGCGUGAAAUCCAAGAGCACAAAAUCAAGAUCUACGAGUUUCCUGAGACAGAUGACGAAGAGGAGAACAGGCUGGUGAAGAAGAUCAAGGACAAGCUGCCGCUGGCUGUAGUAGGUAGCAACACCAUCAUCGAGGUGAAUGGCAAAAGGGUCAGAGGGAGACAAUACCCCUGGGGGGUUGCAGAAGUUGAAAACAGUGACCACUGUGACUUCACCAUCCUCAGGGAUAUGCUCAUCAGAACUCACAUGCAGGAUCUGAAGGACGUGACAAACAACGUCCACUAUGAAAACUACCGCAGCAGGAAGCUGGCCGCUGUCACAUACAACGGAGUUGACAAUAACAGGGCUAAAGGACAACUGUCCACCAAAACUGAAACAGUUGAAGGAAUGAGUCCUCUGGCCCAGAUGGAGGAAGAGAGGCGAGAGCACGUGGCUAAGAUGGAGAAAAUGGAGAUGGAGAUGGAGCAGGUGUUUGAGAUGAAAGUCAAGGAGAAAGUGCAGAAGCUCAAAGACUCCGAAGCAGAGCUUCAGCGGCGUCAUGAGCAGAUGAAGAAGAACCUGGAGGCUCAGCACAAGGACCUGGAGGAGAAGAGACGCAUGUUCGAGGAGGAGAGAGCAAACUGGGAGGCCCAGCAGCGCCUGGAGCAGCAGAAACUGGAGGCCACCAGGACUCUGGAGAAAAACAAAAAGAAAGGCAAGAUCUUUUAGUAAUGACAGUUGGAAGGACCACCCCAGCUCCAGUUAUCUGUGUUUGCCAACGUUGCUGGUCAGGAUGCCAGUGUGUGGCACUGACAUCGCCCCCUACUCCUCCUCCUCCUUUUUUCCUUCUCUCUCCCC
Molecule: messenger RNA, 1550 nt
Organism: Monopterus albus (swamp eel)
Lineage: Eukaryota; Metazoa; Chordata; Actinopteri; Synbranchiformes; Synbranchidae
Gene: septin7b
Product: septin 7b
Exons: 15
Coding region: 141-1421 (426 amino acids)
Cellular component (GO): septin complex
Molecular function (GO): GTP binding
Source: RefSeq, a predicted model, not a curated record